This is a messenger RNA of Brassica napus (rape), 2055 nucleotides long. RefSeq names its product trihelix transcription factor DF1-like. The record is from RefSeq and is a predicted model, not a curated record. The transcript has 2 exons. NCBI's taxonomy places the organism in Eukaryota, Viridiplantae, Streptophyta, Magnoliopsida, Brassicales, Brassicaceae. Bases 185 to 1888 code for a protein of 567 amino acids.
AAAACCCUCCACCUAGAGAUUUCACUCCUCUCUCUCUCUCUCUCUCACUCAUUUUUUUUCUCUUUCUUCUAUGAAUUUUUAUUUCCCUUUUUUAUUUUAAAAUUUUAAUUUCUGUAACUUCUCCGUAAAAGAGAGGGUGAAGAUAAAUAAAAAAAUCUAGGGGAACAAAUCAAAACCCUUAACGAUGAUGCAGCAGGGUGGUAGUACAACCACAUCCGCCGCAACAGAAACGGUGCCGCUACAACAUAACGAGUCAGCCGCUACAGAAGCUGCGGCAGCAACAUCAGCAGCGGUUGGAGCUUUUGAGGUGUCGGAGGAGAUGAGCGACCGUGGUUUUGGAGGAAACAGGUGGCCGCGGCAGGAAACGCUUGCGUUACUGAAAAUACGAUCUGACAUGGGAAUAGCGUUUGGAGACGCAACCGUUAAAGGACCCUUAUGGGAAGAGGUUUCCAGGAAAAUGGGGGAGCUUGGUUACAUAAGAAACGCAAAGAAAUGUAAAGAGAAAUUUGAAAACGUUUACAAAUACCACAAAAGAACCAAAGAAGGCCGUACCGGAAAAUCCGAAGGCAAAACUUAUCGCUUCUUCGAUCAGUUAGAAGCUCUCGAGACUCACGCAACCUCCUCUUCACACCACCAUCAACCGCAAUCGCAACCUCACAACAACAGCUCCAUGUUCUCCACUCCUCCUCCGGUAACAACUGUUAUACCGCCGACAAGAAACAUCACUCCUUCGUUUCCAAACAUCUCUGGAGACUUUCUGUCGGAUAACUCAACAUCGUCUUCGUCUUCUUAUUCGACUUCUUCUGACGUUGAGGUUGGCGACACGAAGACGACAACCACGAGGAAGAAGAAGAGGAAGAGGAAAUGGAAGGAGUUUUUCGAGCGGUUAAUGAAACAGGUUGUUGGUAAGCAAGAGGAGCUUCAACGCAAGUUCUUGGAAGCUGUUGAAAAGCGUGAGCACGAGAGGAUGGUUAGAGAAGAAUCUUGGAGAGUUCAAGAAAUUGCUCGAAUAAACCGCGAGCACGAGAUUUUAGCUCAAGAACGCUCCAUGUCCGCGGCUAAAGACGCCGCGGUCACGGCGUUUCUUCAGAAGUUUUCAGAAAAACCGAACCCUCAAUGCCAGUCAAUCGAACAACCGCAAAUGCAGGUUAUCCACAACAACCAGCAGGCGACACAGCAGCAAACGUCUCAAACGCCACCUCCUCCCCCUCCUCCCCCUCCUCCCCCUCCUCAGCCGUUACCGGCCUUAGACACUAUGAAAACGGACAAUGGUGAUCAGAACAUGACUCCAGUGUCGGCAGGAGCCUUGAGCUCUUCGCGGUGGCCAAAAGUGGAGAUAGAGGCAUUGAUAAAGCUGAGGACGAAUCUUGAUUCAAAAUAUGAAGAGAACGGACCUAAAGGACCGUUAUGGGAAGAUAUAUCUGCAGGGAUGAGAAGGUUAGGAUUCAACAGGAACUCAAAGAGAUGCAAAGAAAAAUGGGAAAACAUUAAUAAAUACUACAAGAAAGUCAAGGAGAGCAACAAGAAACGCCCUGAAGAUUCCAAGACUUGUCCUUACUUUCACCAGCUUGAUGCUUUAUAUAGAGAGAGGAACAAGUUCCACACCAACAACAACGUAGGAUCUUCUUCUUCAACAUCCGGUUUAGUCAAACCGGAUAAUUCGGUUCCUUUGAUGGUCCAACCGGAGCAACAAUGGCCUCCAGUUACGGCAACUACGGUUGGUGCAACGGCUAAACCCGAUCAACAUCCUCCACAGCCGUUGGAUCAGAACUUUGAUGAUGAAGAAGGUACUGACCAAGAAGCAUAUGAUGAUGAGGAAGACGAUGAAGAGAAUCAAGAAGAGGAAGGAGGUGAGUUUGAGCUUGUACCGAGCAAUAACAAAGACUAGUAAUCUUUGUAAGUUUUGAUACAGAAGAAGAGAAUUUAAAUAUUGGAAGGGGUGUUUUUUAUCUUUGAUUUUUAUAUACUGAGGAAAAAUUAAUAUUUUGAAAAUAUUAAAUAAAUGUGAUAUAAUUGUUUUGGGGAUAAUAAAUAAAUUAGAAGUGUUAAUCGAUA